Amaranthus tricolor (Joseph's coat) is the source of this 609-nucleotide messenger RNA. RefSeq names its product protein EPIDERMAL PATTERNING FACTOR 2-like. NCBI's taxonomy places the organism in Eukaryota, Viridiplantae, Streptophyta, Magnoliopsida, Caryophyllales, Amaranthaceae. Gene Ontology annotation, biological process: guard cell differentiation; stomatal complex development. The coding region runs from base 130 to 504 and encodes 124 amino acids. The transcript is spliced from 3 exons. The record is from RefSeq and is a predicted model, not a curated record.
UAAUUUCCUCAUUUCUUAUAAAGUUGACAACGCUCAUUUUUAUUUCUUCACCUCAAUAACAUCAUAUUUCAUAUUUCCUCAAAAGGCUGUAUUUUUAUUCUAAAAUCCUCCUUUUUCUUCUAAUAAAAUAUGAAAUUCUCACUUAAUGCCAAUAAUAAAUAUUACUUAUUAUUUCUGUUACUUAUUAUAUUGUUUAUGUUUUCUAUUGGGGUUACUACCCACUAUUCCAACCCUAAACAACAUUAUUUAUCUGCGAAUCUGCUUCCAAUAAAUUCUAUUGAUGGAGAUCUCAGUCACUCCGACCCAAAGGGUGGAGUUAAGGAAGAGUUAGAGAGAGAAGUAUACCCAAUGGGUUCAAGUUUGCCAGACUGCACACAUGCUUGUGGAGUAUGCUCACCAUGCAAGAGGGUUAUGGUUAGCUUCAAAUGUUCCUCAGAAUCUUGCCCAAUUGUUUACAGAUGCAUGUGUAAUGGCAAAUAUUACCAUGUCCCUUCUUCAAAGUGAACCUUAAAUUAAAUUGGAUCUCUUUAAUUUAUUUAAUUUAUUUCAUCACUUUUGUAAUGCUUCAAUUUACUCUCAAAAUUAAUAUUGAAUUCGGAGUUUCGUUUC